AAAUUGCAAAAAAAAAAAGAAAAUAAUCCAAAAGUUUUUCAUUAAGUGUUAUUAAAAUUAAAAAAUUAUUUAUAUAAACAACAUAUAAAAUUGAAGAUGUCCUUAAAACCUAAGAAAGUUAAUUUUAAUGAAAUUUGGACUGAUUUAAAGAGUACAGCUGAGGCGGUUAUUAAAUUAGAUAAGGUGGAGAAAAAUGUUUGGAAUACCAGCUUUACAAAUGUGUACAAUUUAUGUGUGGCCCAUCCCGAACCAUUUGCAGAUCUCUUGUAUGAGGAAACUAAACAAUUUCUCAAGCAACAUGUAGAGAAUAUGCUGCAUACACGAGUUAAUCCACCCGGCUUGGAGGGCAAAGAAGGUGAACAGCCGGAUCUGUUGAAACGUUACUACGAUGCUUGGACCGAGUAUAGCAAUGGUAUUAAACAUCUGCACAAUCUCUAUUCCUACCUAAAUCAACAGCAUAUCAAGAAACAAAAAAUCUCUGAUGCCGAUGUUGUUUACGGCAAUCUGACCACCGAGUCUUAUGAACAAAUGGAGAUUGGAGAAUUGGGCUUGGAUAUAUGGCGCACAAAAAUGAUUGAAUCGCUAAGUUUUGAUUUGGUAAAACACAUUUUAGAUUGCAUCAAACAAGAUCGUGUAGGCAGCACUGGACUGGACGAAGAACGCGUUAAGAUCAUAAAUGUCGUUAUACAUAGUUUUGUUGAUGUACAGGCCUACAAUAAGAUGGGCACAUUGAAAAUCUAUCAGUGGCUAUUCGAGUGUCCAUUGCUAUUGGCCAGCGGGGAGUAUUAUCACACCGAGGCGACAGCUUUGCUGGAAAGGUGUACAGUUAGUCAAUAUAUUGAGGAAGUUAUAAAGAUUUUAGACGAGGAAAAUAAACGAGCUCAGAAAUUUCUACAUUCGAGUUCUCUACCUAAACUUCUUAAGCAAUGCGAAGAGAAGUUCAUUAAUGAACGUUUAGACUUCUUGUAUUCGGAAUGCAAACAAAUGGUGUCCCAGGAAAAUCGUAAGGAUCUACGCAAUAUGUAUAUAAUUUUAAAGCCCAUACCAGAUCAUUUAAAAGGCAUGCUCAUACAAACGUUUCUAGAUCACAUUAAAAACGAAGGACUCGAAACGAUUUCAACUCUUAAAGGUGAAAACAUUCACAUACAAUUCGUUGAGGACAUGUUGAAAGUGCACCAGAAAUACACUCAAUUAAUUGCAGAGGUGUUCGAAAAUGAUCCUUUGUUUUUAAGCGCUUUAGAUAAGGCAUGUGCUAGUGUUAUUAAUCGUAGACCCAGUGAUAAGCAACCCUGCCGCAGUGCUGAAUAUGUGGCAAAGUACUGUGAUACACUGCUGAAAAAAUCUAAAACAUCUGAAGCUGAAAUUGAUCAGAAACUGACCAAUAAUAUAACGAUAUUUAAAUAUAUUGAAGAUAAGGAUGUUUUUCAAAAGUUCUAUAGUCGUUUAUUGGCCAAACGUUUGAUACACGAACAGUCGCAAAGUAUGGAUGCUGAAGAGGCCAUGAUUAAUCGUUUAAAGCAAGCUUGUGGUUAUGAGUUUACUAAUAAAUUACAUCGCAUGUUUACGGAUAUUUCAUUAUCGGCCGAUUUAAAUAAUAAAUUUAAUAAUUACUUAAAACAGGAGAAUAUAGAUUUAGGCAUAAACCUUUCAAUAAAAGUUUUACAAGCUGGAGCUUGGCCUUUGGGUCCCACACAGGUUGUUAUACCCUUUGCAGUACCACAAGAAUUUGAAAAAGCUAUAAGAAUGUUUGAAACAUUCUAUCACACUUCAUUUAGUGGUCGUAAACUUACCUGGUUGCAUCACAUGUGUCAUGGUGAAUUAAAAUUGGGCUAUUUGAAAAAGACCUAUAUUGUGACUAUGCAAACCUAUCAAAUGGCCAUGUUGCUGCUAUUCGAAUCAUGUGACUCAAUGACCUGCAAAGAAAUACAAACUACACUACAAUUGAAUGCUGAAACCUUCCAAAAGCAUAUGCAAUCAUUGCUAGAAUCAAAAAUACUCAAUGCCAGUAGUGAAAAUCUAGAUGAUAAUACGAAAAUUGAAUUGAAUUUAGAUUAUACAAAUAAACGUACCAAAUUCAAAAUAACAUCAGCUUUACAAAAAGAAACGCCACAAGAGGUUGAACAUACGAUAAAUGCAGUCGAUGAAGAUCGUAAAUUAUAUUUACAAGCAGCCAUAGUGCGCAUAAUGAAAUCUCGUAAAGUUCUUAAACAUAAUGCUCUAAUACAAGAGAUAUUAUCGCAGCCAAAUGUUAGUUUUACACCUAGCAUCACAAUUAUUAAGAAAUGUAUCGAAUCAUUGAUUGAUAAACAAUACAUAGAACGAACUCCCAAUUCGGGUGAUGAAUACAGCUAUGUGGCAUAAUUCAAGCUCAAGUACUAAUGGUAUAUGUCAUCAACAACCACCACCAACACUACCCACUCACUUACUUACGUUUAUACAAACCAUCAUGUGGAGAGAUAUAAUUUUCCUGUAUGAUAUUAGAAAAAAAACAAAAAACCACAAAAUAAUAAAAACAAAAAGUGAAAAUUUUGUCAGCAAA
Molecule: messenger RNA, 2539 nt
Organism: Lucilia cuprina (Australian sheep blowfly)
Lineage: Eukaryota; Metazoa; Arthropoda; Insecta; Diptera; Calliphoridae
Gene: Cul2
Product: cullin-2
Exons: 9
Coding region: 97-2361 (754 amino acids)
Biological process (GO): SCF-dependent proteasomal ubiquitin-dependent protein catabolic process; protein ubiquitination
Cellular component (GO): Cul2-RING ubiquitin ligase complex; SCF ubiquitin ligase complex
Molecular function (GO): ubiquitin protein ligase binding
Source: RefSeq, a predicted model, not a curated record